Cercospora beticola is the source of this 1029-nucleotide messenger RNA. RefSeq lists its product as uncharacterized. The record is from RefSeq and is a predicted model, not a curated record. NCBI's taxonomy places the organism in Eukaryota, Fungi, Ascomycota, Dothideomycetes, Mycosphaerellales, Mycosphaerellaceae.
AUGCUCUGGCUCUGGAUUUCCAGUCUACUGCUGGUUAACGGCCUGCCACAUUAUGAUUUCUCCACUCGUCCGGACGUUGUAGCUGCGGCGCGGGGCCAGAGUACGAGAUUCGGCAAGCGACUUGCAAAGCGACAGCAAGCAUGGACAGGUUACUAUCCUUCGAACUACUAUUCGACCGGAUGGCCAUUCUCAUACUUCACCUCUUAUUACUACGAUCCCUACUAUCCGAACGAUGCUUACAGCACGUAUUAUUAUCCUCAGCCCAUAUCUCCACCACUUCGAGAAGACUUGGGUCCGAACCCUCCAUACGUAACGCCGAAGUCAUCAUACAAUCCGUGUGCCGACCCUAACAGCGUUAGCUGGACAGUGGAAUGCAAUGGUGGUGGGUCUCAGAAGACAACGAAGAUUGACGGAGGCGUACAUUCCCUUCAAGAGACAUCUUCCUUUUUCACUUGGAAGUAUGGACCCAAAUCGCCCUUUAAUCAACCUUUUGCGGCAGUGGGCAAUCCAAGCCUCAAUGGCCAGUUCAGCGGCGAUAACGACGACGACGACAGCGAAGAUUGCGUUAAUGGCAUUGAUCAAAACGGCAAUGCAUGCACGAACAAUAAUGAUAGCGGCGACGGCGGCGGUGGGGGCUACUGUGUCAACGGCUUAGAUUCAUUCGGAAACUCUUGCGGCAAUAAUAACAGCAACAACAAUAGAAAUGGUGGUAAUGGUAGUGAUUGUGUGGAUGGCUUUGACUCGAAUGGUAACGCAUGUGGCGGAGGCAACAAUAACAACAAUGGUCUGGCUGCUGCAAACGCGAACGUGGGCGCUACUCCGAAUAUCAGUCCAAAUAUAAGCCCCGGCAUUACGGUGGAUCUGCGAUGAUGAAACUCGGAUUCAGAGGAGGUGAAAGGGCGGAAGGAAAUGGACUGAGGGUUUGGACGUUGCUUUUGCAUGCUUCCAUCCACUUCCGCGGGCACGGAGAAGCGCUUUUCACGACAAGUGUUUCCUUUUCGUACGCAAAAGGUACAAUGAACAGUCCCC